GCAACAGUUUUAGGAGUGGGAAGGGAGAAUAGAAUAGGCGAUUACGGCUGUACAUUGGAUCGACUCUAUAUCGUCUUCACCAACCAUAAAUUCCAAAUUUCUCUCUCUUGGUUUCGGAGUUUGGACAUGAAAAAGCUUAAAAAUGGGGGAAAAUAAUAUAAAACCUUUCGUAACAAUGACCACCUAGCCAACGCUCUCUUUGUCUCUCUUUCUCUCUAUCAACUCUCUCUUCUUGUUUGUUGUCUUCUUGUCAUAGUUUUGAUCACACUUCGUUUUCUUUCUCUCUCUCUUCUUGGUAAUGACGACGACGAUGAUGAUGAAAAUGGGGAAGAAAUUCGGCACCUGAUUUGAUUGAACAAUUGUAAUUGGGUGUAAGAGACCUACAGAGCUGAGAUUGCCAGGAGAAAUGUUCAGGUUGCAUAGGAAUCGGCAAGUGAAAUCAGGGGAGAAAUUUGAUUUCAAGUUUUCCAAUUUCAAGGCAACCCAGGUACCUAAAGGUUGGGACAAACUAUUUGUAUCUGUCAUCUCUGAGCAAACUGGGAAAACGAUUGUCAGGUCAAGCAAAGCAUUAGUUCGUAAUGGAAGUUGCCAGUGGACUGAGUCUCUAUCAGAAUCCAUUUGGGUUUCACAAGAUGAAGUUUCUAAGGAGUUUGAAGAUAGUAAUUUCAAGCUUGUUGUGGCCAUGGGUUCAGCAAGAUCAAAUAUUCUUGGAGAGGCUAUGGUCAACAUGACAAAUUACACAGAUUCUAAAUCUUCUUCUGCAGUCUCACUUCCAUUGAAAAAGUGCAACCAUGGGACUAUUUUACAAGUGAAAAUCCAGUGCUUAAAUCCAAUAACAAAAGUAAGGAGUGGAGAAUUUAAACAGACAUAUUCUCCAAAAGAAGACUUGAAGAAAGAAGGUCAUGACUCAGAUAGCUGCUCAGAUAUAACAGAUAGCCAAUUGUCGAGAAGUAUUGGAUCUUCCUCUGGUGCAGAUUUAUACUCUAGCUUACACUCAGGAGAAGCUAGCAGCAAGGAAGCAAGUUUUUCUGCUUCCUAUUCACAGGUCAGCAAUGAUUCAUCUGAGAUUUAUGAAUCCGUAGAGAAUGACGCUGCAAAAAACAAUUGUAGUGAUAUACAAAGACAGGACUCGGUGAGCUCACAGAAUAGUCCUCGCUGUUUAUCUCCUAAUUCUGUAAUUAUUUGUUCAGCUGAAACAACGACUAUUGAGGAACUUCGUGCUGAAGCUAGGAUGUGGGAGAGAAAUUCCCACAAACUGAUGGCUGAUCUUGAUCAGUUGAAGAGAGAGUUAUCAGAUCAGUCCGACAACCAGGAAAGUUUGCAUACUGCACUUUCAGCAGCAACUGCAGAAUGUGAUGGUUUGAGAAAAGAACUUGAGCAACUAAGACUGAUGACUGAGAAGUCAACACAGAGACAAACAGGUAUUGAGGAUUUAUCAUAUCAAGAUGGUGAACCACACAUCCUAAAUGAAUUGAAAGAUGAACUGAAGUUCCAAAAAGAAACCAAUGCGGAUUUAGCUCUGCAACUAAAGAGAAGUCAAGAAUCAAAUAUUGAGCUUGUGUCCGUUCUUCAGGAGCUAGAAGCAACUACCGAAAAGCAGAAACUUGAGAUAGAGGAGCUUUUGGCACGACACCAAAAAGAUGAUGAUAUUGAAAAUAUUAAUGAAGAAAACAAGAAAUUGAUGCUUCAGUUGGAACAUGUGAAGGAAUCAGAGAAGAAUCUUCAAUUUAAGGUUGAGGUUCUGGAGAAAAACUUGGAGGAAGCAAAACUUGAUUUACAAAAGUGCGAGGUCUCAAACCAAAGAUUCCCUCAGGAUACUAUCGGGGAAUAUGAUAGUCAGCUACACGCUGAGGAAAAUGUGGGGUCCUUACACAUAAAUCUAGUGAAAGAAAUGGAAAUGUUGAAAGAAAAAGUGCAGGAGUUAGAGAAAGAUUGUAAUGAGUUGACAGAUGAAAACAUAGAUCUCUUGUACAAGCUUAGGCAAGCAAAUAACGACUCUAGGGGAGGAAGUUUGGCUUUUAACUCCACAGGUGGUGAGCUUUUAUCUAAAUCUUUUGUUAAUUUUGGAUUUGACUCUAUGAAACACAGAAAUUCUACACAAGUUGUACAUGUAAAAAUGGAGGAAAGUCUGAAUGUGAUCGAUAAUAACGAUGGUUCUUUCAAUAAAAAACUAGAGAGUAUGAAAUUUGAGCUGGAACUCAAAGUUGAAGAGCUUAGUAGGGAAUUGACUGAGAAAAAGCUGGAGAUAGAAAAACUUGAGUCCAACAUUUUGUCCAAAGAAGACGAGAUCAAGAUCCUCGGAGGUCUGCAUAACAAAUUGCAAGCUAAGUAUUCUGAUCUUCAGAAAGAAAAAAAUCAGAUCGAGGAAAAGAUGGAAGUCAUACUUGGACAAAGUGACAGCGGUUCUAAAUGCUUAAAUGAUUUGCGAAAUGAAGUAAAGGUGCUUAGCAACAAUGUGGAUUUGCAUAUUUCUGCAAACAAGAUUCUUGAAAGUAAAUAUUCGGAGCUUCAAGGUGAAAAACAAGAACUUGAACUUGAGAUUGAACAGGAACGCAUGCAGUUGUCAGAAAGCAUAUCCGUUUUGGAAUCUCGACUAAAAUAUAUGACGGACGGGAAGGAGUCAAUUCGCCUUGAGUUAGAAAACUCUAAGUCUCAUGCUGUGGGUCUCCAAGAUGAGGUUGAUAGAUUGAGACUCGAGAUAGAGACGGAAAAUGUUGAUUUGAAACAAAUGUUGAAUGACUUGGAAAAUCAGUGUGCAAAGGCUCAAGAUCAAUGUGAGUACCUGCAAAGAGAAAACACGAAGUUGGAAGCUGCAGUUGAACAUGUCGUUGAAGAACGAAAUUUGCUUAAGAAAUCAAAUGGAGAGUUGAAGAAAAAGAAUUUCGAGUUGCAGGAGGGUUAUUUUCGCUUGGAAUUGAAAGUGAAGGAAUCACUUGAAAGGUCUGCCCAUUAUUUCAGAAGAAUUGAUGAUUUUGAGGAUUAUCUCUCUCUUGGGUUGGAGGAUUUCGCCUCAAAAGAAAGAUGCCUAUCUUCGGAAUUGGAUUCAGUCGUUGAAGAGAACAUAAAAUACAAAGAGAAAUUUGCCAUGUUUGAAAGCUUGUAUAAUGAGACAUAUUUGGAGAAGGCAACUGAAGCUCAAGAACUUCAAGGAGCUGUUGUGCACCUGACCAAGCAACUUUCAACAGCAAAGAAGGAUCUCAACAUCAUGCAAAUGGAAUCUAAUGAAAGCUUAACGGCCCUGAUUAGUGAGCUUUCCGUGUCAAAACAAAACCAAGAGACACUGAUAGCUGAAAGUGAAAAGUUACUGAAACAGUUGGAAAAUUACAAAUCACUUGAAAUCGAGCUUAAGAACUCUGUCAAUGAUCUCGAACUAAAGCUUUCUGUUUCUGAAAAAGAACGAAGGCAGCACGAGGAAGAAUUAACUAACUUAAAGAUUCAGUUGCAAAAAACAGCCCAUUUUCAGAAUGAGGUUUUUGCAUCGAGCAACAAGCUUGAACAGAAGAUUGUUGCUGAAUUAGAGGACAGCAAACAAAGCGGAGUUGCCUUGAAAGAAAAGCUUCUGAGAAUAGGGAGUGGGUCAGUAGUGGAGGAGGCAACACUAAUAGGGAUUGAUGAUUUAAGAAAUGAGCUCAGCCAAAUUAUUAUAAUAAACAGCAAGUACCAACAGAAACUGAAAAUACUUGAGGAGGAGAAAGAUGAGUGCCUAAAGAGAUCUUUAUCCCUUGAAGCAGAACUGAAACAUUUAAAGGAAGAAAAUCAGAUCCAACGGGAGUCUAGCAGUGUAAGGAGUCAUGGUUUUGUCAAAACCAACGGCAAAAACAUGCCCAGUAAAGACAUGAAGCUUCUAAAAAAUGAUGUGGUCAAGAUAGUUGGUCGAAAUCAUAGUGGCAAGAAGAAGCCGAAGGAACCAAACAACAAUGAAUCCCAAUCUCAAGUUAAGUCUCGACAGGAUGAUAGUGGAUGUGAUAUUGAUGAAGGGUCUCAAGUUCCUGAAGCUAAAUCAGUUUCAAGAAUUCAGUUGCUCGAAAAAGAACUUGCCGAGGCUUUGGAAGCAAACAAGAAAUAUGAGGAUCAACUGAGCAGGCUUGUUUCAGACAAUCAAAACAACAAAGAAAAUUCUCCCAUAUCAACAGUUGAAGGUGAUGAAAUGACAAAGGAAGCAUAUGAAAGCAUUAACUCGGCUCUAGAGGCAGAGUUAAAAGACAUUCGUGAGCGGUACUUCCAUAUCAGCCUCAAGUAUGCUGAAGUCGAGCAUCAGCGAGAGGAACUUGUUAUGAAACUAAAAGCAGCCAAGAACGGUGGAAGGAGAUGGUUUUCAUGAAAGUCCAAAAAGUGCAUGUUUCCUCUUUUCUUUGUUAAUAAUACACACUAGUCUCAAGGAGGCUUCUCCCUAGUCAUAUUUCAAUACUCAAAUCAUGAUUUCAAUCAAGACUCGAGAUUGAAUCCUGCUGGAACACUAGUUUUAGUCUAACAGCAAGAGAUUACUAACAUGGAAGAGUACAUGGUUGUUUGAGAAGAGAGGAGAUGGAGUGUCAUGAAGAUUAAUCUGAAGUUGAAGAAAUCAGUUGGCUCUGGAGUUUUCAUAGUUUCAAACAAGUUAUUUUUGUGUAAAAUCAGGCAAUAAUGUGAAACAUGGCAAAUAAUAAUUCUAUUUUUCACUAGCAGAAUGUUGAAAUGAUAUCUGCCAUGCCCCUAUCUUUUCCAAAGAGCCGUGUAUAUGUACAAUACUCUCGGAGUUGUUACUCCGUAGAUUUUUCCUUCAUAUUAUAGUCUACGUAGUGGUGAUGGCGUGAUUGAUGUUAGAAUUUGGAGAGAGAAAAUAAAUUUGUAAAGCAGAUUAUUCACUUGUAGUAUCAAAUAAUAUUAUUUUGUAACUUCCUCAGGUA
Benincasa hispida (wax gourd) is the source of this 4886-nucleotide messenger RNA. RefSeq lists its product as uncharacterized. Lineage: Eukaryota; Viridiplantae; Streptophyta; Magnoliopsida; Cucurbitales; Cucurbitaceae. The record is from RefSeq and is a predicted model, not a curated record.